Molecule: messenger RNA, 443 nt
Organism: Caenorhabditis sp. 36 PRJEB53466
Lineage: Eukaryota; Metazoa; Nematoda; Chromadorea; Rhabditida; Rhabditidae
Source: the annotation of a GenBank genome assembly
AUGAGCGCAAAAACGAUGUACUACACGGAGAGCAACGUGCGAUUACUGUCGCGUGACUCACGCCAUCAACUCUCCGCUUCCAGGAGCACUUCGCUCUCGUCUUCGCCUCGUUCGCCAGCAUCAUCGUCAUUCUCAUAUUUGCGCUGAGAGCUCAAAGAAAACGGAUUUAUGAGGAUAACCUCUUCAAACAACGCAUGCUGCUCGGCCAACUUUUCGACAUGUACAUGGUGUGAGUUCUUUCAGUUAGAACAGUGUUGUUUGAUCUGAUCUGCAAGUUUCCGCGUGCGGAAAUUGUCGUUAAACCCACUUGAACAUUGAACGAUCGGUUCCUUUCAAACUAUAAUCUCUUUUUCAGGCGCUAUGAAAUGUUGAAGAUUCGGCUGAAGCAACUCGAAGACCACCGACGCGUCUUGAAAGAAGGAAGAGAGCCCGAUCAGGAAUAG